Molecule: messenger RNA, 11079 nt
Organism: Porites evermanni
Lineage: Eukaryota; Metazoa; Cnidaria; Anthozoa; Scleractinia; Poritidae
Source: the annotation of a GenBank genome assembly
AUGGCGGACACAAAGCUCGUUGUAAAAGUUGGCUCACGAAAAAGUCAGGUAAGUGCUUAAAUGGCCAAACUUGACAUUCUAUUUUAAUUUUCAACACUCAUGGAAGGCACGAUUUUGUCAGACCCCUUUUUGGACUCCGUCUAUGGAAGGCAUAACCUUUUAGAUUUCAGAUUCCGAUACAGUGCAGGGGAAGAAUUGCUUUGUCAUUUCAUAUCAUUAUUGGUCACCAUGUGGAGGGCUUCCUUGACCGUGAUGAUUCCGACGCCCUCUUCACAAUUUAUUUUAAGGUCAAUCCACUCCGAUUAUUUUGUUAUUUUUGGAUAAAUCAGUGAGGCUUAUACAUGUCCAUGAUAAAUUUUGACUCGCACUGUCCAAUGAGUGCAACAGGUUGUCAUUUUCACGCCUUCAGUCCUCAGGCUUCGUUAUCAGCCAAAUUAUAUUUUUCACGGGCUUAGAUUUCUUAUCUCAUACCAAGAUCUCUGUGGCAUCUGUUCACAGGUAUGAGAUUAGGAGAAUGCAGGAAAUACCCUCCUUUGACAUUUCGCUAUAUCUCGAAAUGGCAAUCCAGUGGUCUUACAUAUGCCACAGUGUAACCAAUUGUUGAAAUGUUCUUUAUUUAGCUGAUGCAAUAAAGGUUGCUUUGGGCAUUAGGAAUUGUAUUGGGAAGCUAUUGUUUGGUGGUCACUCAAGAAAAUCACUCAAGCAAAUCAUUGUGAAUUUACGCUCUUUUUGUCUUUAUAAUCGCAAAUAUUCUUACCCACUUACUUUGUCAAAUGUAGGCAAAUCCAACUGGAGUUGAAUUCCUAGUUGUGCUCAGUUUUCAUUUCCUUAUUUAAGUCUCGAAAUUUACCUAUAAACAUACAUUUUAUCUAUUUUUGUUCCAUACAGCUGGCUCUUAUUCAAACAAAUGUCAUAGUGGAUGAAUUAAAGAAGUUCUACCCCGGCAGAUCUUUUGAAAUUGGUUUGUAAUUAAGUUGUUAGUUACUUGAUGUUAUCUGUCACAAAUUUUUCAAACUUCACUGCUAUUACUCCUUCUUGUUCAAUUAAAUUUGUGAAGUGAUUUGAGCAAAUCAUUCUGGAUUUGUAUUCUUUUAAGGACUGUAUUCAAGUUCAGAAAAAGAAAAAAAAAUUGUGAUUUCUUGUGCCCCAUAAAACAUCAAUAUUAGGAUAUUUGAUGUUGUAGACAUCUGGCUGAAAUGUGUCAGAAAUUGAGCCUAUAUAUAUGGGUACAACUGUACGUGUACCUGGAACGUCGAUUUUGCCUCUCGUUUUCCCUCAAGUAGUUGGUUUUUCAUGUAAAAUCUUUUCAUAUCAAGAACUGUUUUGUAUGGUAAUGCUUCUAGUGCAGUGAGCUUAGUGCACCACAAUGAUGACAGGAACAAGAAAAUCAAAAUGCAAACAGGUUUUUGGCAGAUUUCUUUGCCAUCAUUCCAUUUCUAACAUGGUCAAACUUGUUUGGGAUGGCAGUGCAAUCGUUGCUUUAUUCUCUAAGGUCGUCGCUGCAUCGUCGCCACUUCGAUUUCACUGGAAAUACUCAUACAGAGGCUUAAAAGCGUGAUGCAGGUGCAUUACUGAUUUUCGUAAUAAAACUGUUGUUUUUUGAACUAGUUCUCAUUGCCUUUGUGUCAUAGUGGUUACAUAAGGUUCCAAUCACGAAGUAUUGAAGUUUCCACCUUAUAGAGGUGUCUGUAUUAUAGAGGCACUGUUUGACAUGUAUCUUUGGGACCAACAAAACUGUCCUUGAUCGUGAGACGUGUCCAUAAGGAGAUGAGGUUUGACUGUGGGUUAAUAGUUAAUAUCUUUAGAAUACACCAAUUGUUUUUAUAUAAGGAUCUGAGUUUAUGAUGGUUUGUUUUUUUAUUUCAGUUUCUAUGUCAACUGUAGGAGAUAAUAUUCUGAAUAAACCACUCCCCAAAGUGAGUACCCUGCAUGUACUGUAUAUUAAUGUUGAAGAUUAUUUAGUAAUAAUUAUAGGAUGAGUUAUGGAGAACGAGAUCUGUGUAAUUUUUGCAUAAAUCUUAAUAUAUUAUACAAGGCUACUUGCCAAUAUUGGUUUUUGUGCAUUCAAAAUAUUUCCUUCCUUAAAACAUGCUUGUUAACCUGUGCUUUAAGUUCCCCUCUUCAAACAUUUGCUGUUCCUUCGUAGUUUCAGGAUACAAAUUUAAGGGAUAUUAUUUUCCUCAUUAUUCCAGAAGUUGUCAUUUGAUGAGUGUUCUUUGUCUAUAUUUGUGCUAUGUUUUUAAGCACAUUGCUGUGGCUAUUUUGUCUUCGUCUUAAUCAAUGUCCACUACAUGCAUUGCUGAUGUAUAGGGAUCAAGUAAAGGGGAUCAUCUCAUUCACUUGAGUAGAAUGAAAUUGAGAGCUUUUACUUACAGGAAUUUUGUUUCCAUUAUACCAAGGGUGUAAUAUUAUUCAAUAAUUUUGAGAAAAUUCAAUUAUCUAGAUUGGAGAAAAAAGUGUUUUCACAAAGGAGCUGGAAGUUGCUUUGGCUAACAAAAGGUUAGUUUCAUUAUUAGACUGUACCAGGAAUUGCCAUGGCUUGAUUGUGGUAGAUUCUGAUGUCUGAAUCAGCUGGCAAAAUAAGAAUUUCAACAUCACUAGCACAACUCGAAAGACAGUGUUUACCUUAAACUAAAGCCAGGCCUAAAAUGCAUGCCAAUAUUUCUAAACCAAAAAUGUUACCACAAUUAACAUCUUUGACUCUGAAGAUGACUACCACACAGGUUGUCGAAACGUCAGUCACUGUCAACAACAACAGUCCUAUUCAGGACUAUGUUCACCCGGACAAUCAAACUCAACCUACUUUCGAAAUGACUCCUGGGUUCAAACCUUUCACAAUUAAAAGGAAGUUGAGUAAUCUAUUCAGUCCAUUACAUGGAUACCUUGUCCCACCAAAAAGUUUAGUCUUUUGCCUUGGAAGCAGAGAAUAUUUCCCUUAUCCUCAUUCAGCAAGUCUCCAUAGCUGUAAAGAAUGAUAGACUCUUCCAACUUGUGUUACUAUAUAUUAAUUACCCUUUGUGUUUUUAGUGUCCAUCUUGUAGUUCAUUCAUUAAAAGAUCUUCCCUCCACCUUGCCUCCAGGCAUGUUGAUUGGAGCUGUGUUCAGGUAAGCAUUAAUUUUGUAGGACACUUAGGUUGCCAAUAAAAAAACUCUAGAAAAUUUCUGUAAGGCAAGAUUUAAUUGUGAUUUUUACUUUGAGGGAUUUCCAGAUUACCUGACACAGAAGCAAAUUUCACUGUCUAAAUAUCAUUUGUAAAUUCAGCCCCCUAACAGGGAUAUGUCCCUAAAAGCCAGCUGCUGGCUAAUUUCACUGGCUAAAAAAGACCUUACCACCUGGUCAAAUUGCUUUGUUAAACUAAAAACAUGGGGUAAUUUUGAAUGUACAGCUGGGUUGGAAAUGCUGACUUGACUAAAAAAGCCUGCUUAGCUUGUCCUUACCUACAUCCCUGCUUUAAGCCUAUCUUCAAUCAACACCCCUGUCUAACAAGCCCAUGGCCACACCCCUCCCCCUCAUCCUUGCUGAGGAAAAAGCCCUCCCCCUUCCUCCUUCACUUCACUUAUAAAUAGGAGACUGUAAUAAAUAGCUUUAUGUGUAUUAAUAUUAUUGUUGACCACAAAGGAUAAUUGGUUUCUAUGCACUGAUCAAAGUAUGGUACAGUCUGUACAAUAUCACUCAAAUCUCCAUGUUUGAUAUGAAUAAAAUAUUAUCAAUAUUACCCUAAUCAAGGACAGCAAUUAAAGUUUCAUAACUUAACACUGGUAUUUCAACUUUGCUAAUUAAAAAAAGGAAGCCCCCCUUAAUGCUUUGGCUCCUCCUCCCCGUCCCUCCAACCUCAAAUGUCAAUACCGGUAGCUCCCUUUCUUCCAAGGGAAGUUUAAUGAGGAUUUAUGAUAAAUAGGACUGGUUUUAUUUUGAACUACUCAGACGAGAUGAUCCCCACGAUGUAGUUGUUUUCCAUCCUAAACACAAGGGAUCAACUCUAGCUACAUUGCCUAAAGGAAGGUAAGCAUUAUCUGUUUCAAAAAUAAAAAGCACCUUGAUUAAAUUUUUGCUGUUGAAUAAUUUGUAUUGUCAAGGACAUUAGAGCAUUAGAAUGGCAAAAGGUUUAAAUAAUGAUUUUAAUUAAUUUUAAAAUGAAAUAGUGUAUUAUUGGUGGUUUGAUUGGCAACUGCCCAACGACCAUCCAAGUUACAUGGAUAUACCAUCAUUAUUGUUGUCACAACUCCUCUUAUAUCUAGUGACAUUUUGGAGUAUUGUAGAACCCCGACUCACGGCCACCUCGGUAGUGCUUGCGGUCACCUGGUUAUAAUUACGGCCACUUUUUUUCAGCCCGGUGAAACGGCCAUACAUUUUCGUAUACCGGUAAUAAACCCUCGUUAAUGUGGUCGCCCAUUAAUACAGCCAACAGCCACAUUUUAAAAUCCCAAACAGUAGAGUCAAUUUCAACUUGUAUUUUGUUUAUUAAAAAUAGUAUUACAAUAGACUGGCCCGCAAAAGUUGCAGACAACUUGUGUUAGGCAACUCCAAGACGCAUUGAAGAAGCUGGUUAACCAUAAUGAUUAAUUUUGUUUUUCAUUGACGAUGAAAGUUUUUAUUGACAGUGUUAUUGGAACAAGUUCCUUAAGGCGGAGUGCACAGCUCAAGAGAGCAUUUCCACAUUUAAUUAUUGAAGAUGUUGUAUCCUUAAUAUUAUGAUGUCAAACAGUAUAACUGACUCAAUGACAUUAGAACUUUUAGGCAGAUGGAUGUCUGAAGCAUGUUUUGUGGAGAUCCAAAUUAAUAAUUGUGCUUUUUCUGAUGAUCCAAUAACAUUAUGACUUUAUUGACCAGUGAGGUCACUAUCCAGCGUUUAAUACCAUUAACUGACGUGAUACAAUUAAUUAUUACAAUUCACUUUGACUCUGAAGAUGACCGCCACACAGGUUGUCGAAACGUCAGUCACUGUCAACAACAGUCCUAUUCAGUGCUACGAUCACCCGGAUGAUAAUAUUCCAUCCACUGAAGAAAUGACUCCUAGGUUCAGACCUUUUACAAUGUGCAUAGAGUUUAACAGUAAGAUUAGAGCAGGGAUAAAAUAAUUAAUGACUCACCUCCCAGCCCUCGUUUAUAAUAAAUCAAGAUUAUUUUCUUCUGUUAAUUGUCCUUGACGGAAUUAUUCAGCGUGGUAACCUCAAUACAAGAUUAAGCAAACUCGAUGCAGGUGAUAAAUACGAUGCUCUUAUCUUGGCUGCUGCUGGGAUGGAGCGCAUGGGUUGGGCGGAACGGAUUGACCAGGUAAAAUAAUUACCCAACUCUAUGAACACUGGCAGGAGGGCUAGGUCUCCAGUUUUAAAGAGCCUAUUUUGACAGAAUUAGCUCAUCAGAAUGCCUAAGCUUAGAUUGGAUACCAUCCAAAAUAUGCCCAAGUUAGAGCGAUUUUCGUCUGACCUUAAAUGAAAACGCGCGAACAAAACAGAAACAACGAACGGAAAUAGCGCGAUUUGAUUGGUUUAUCGAACAGAUACAAACGCGAGUGGCUUUUCGUUGGUUAAGCGAACGCUCAGGUGAAAAAACUUCAUGCUUGAGAAUUUUCUAGAAGUCAACUGAUACUUCACUUUGACUUCAUACUGCAACGCGGUUGGCCAAUCGAACAAUGCCUUCUCCAUAUUAGGGUUUACUUUGGCAGGAAAACGAAGAGUCUAUGUUUUGAUCUUUUCAUCCAUUUGCUGAGAAAACAAAUAGCGGACACUUACCGAAACCAUUUUUCGAGGUCAUACGAAAAUCGCUCUAAUAGAAGAACGAAGGAAACGUUUACUCCAAGUUUCUAUUAAAAAGAGCCACAGCCUUUUCCAGGCCAUUUUAAAUAGUGGAAAGCCAGGCGUGUUCCAGACCAGUUUCCACCAUUUUUCAGAAAACUUUCUCCCACUUUAAAGCGGAAGGAAAUGACUCUUUCUGGAGUUAAAAUUUCGUAAAUUUCCCUGCGAUGUAUGAACUUGUCUUCCUGUAUAAGAGAUAGACCGUUGCGUUCUUGGAAGAUGGUUAUGUUUUUUCUCCGGAUCUCCACCUGGGAAUGGUACAAAAUGAAAAGUAGCACGAAAAAAAGUGAACGAGAGGGACCUCGUUGUAUAUUCCUCCUCCGUUCUCUUUUCACCGUCCUCACUAUCUUAGCCUGCAUGGUAGAAGUCAAGGUAUACGUAAAAUUUGCAAUGCGCCUUCGCGUUCGCGUUCGCGCACGUCCUCCUUCCUCGGGGCAGAGCGCUGCCGAUUUGACCCCUUUAUAGCGCCCAAAUUCCUCACUCGCCUGAGGCUACCACUGUUUGAAUGCCUGAAACAGAAAAAAAGAAAGAAAAAAGGACACCCAUGCCUGAUGCUCCAAAAGUCUUUACGAUAAAAUAUACUAUCACAAGGUUGCUGUGUUGAAGCUACUGCUGAAACUAGAUUAAAUAAGAUAGUUACUUGACCGUUGUUAAUUUUCUCGUUGAUUUAGAUUCUUGGACCAGAUGAAUGUUUGUAUGCAGUAGGACAGGUAAGUGAGUGUUACAUUUAACCAGUUCAUUUACACGCCUAAAAACGCGCUUAUUACUGUAGGUAUAGCCUCCUCACUUAAGGUUGAUUUCCACUGACGCGUUUUUGGCUACUCACGUUAAAACACGUAAAUUUUAAUCACGUAAAUAAAAUAGAGGCAAGAUAUAAAGUGUUGAGAUUGAAAGUGACGUUGAGCGAGGUUCUACUUUUACGCUUACGUGCGACUUUUCAUAUAUUGGCUCUAUUUUAUUUGAGAACGUAAAUUUACGCACGUACACACGUAAAAAUUACCAACCCUUAGCCCUUUCAACGCCCUCCGUGCAGGCUUCUCUAGGUAAUGAUCGAACGUUCUACUAGGAAAGAUAACUGGUUGUGUAUUCCUCGCGUGUCCCUCCAAAUGGUCAGGGAGUUUAGUUUGUUAUGAUUUUCAUCAAUUCAUAUUAUUGCGGGCUCCUUUGGUGGCCCGCAAUCCUAAUCUCUAGGUUCCAAUUACGCAUGCUUGGCACGUAUGUAUCCAGCGUUCUUUUGGACUUUCCACUAAGAAUGAAUGGAAUGCAUAGAAUAAAACGCAAUCUGCUCAAACGCGUUUGUACUUUCUACCACUCGUAAUCUGAUCACACUCGUUUUGUCCCUCUAUCAUCUAUCACACGAAACGUACGCAAAACACCAGCGUUGGAGUAAGAGCGUUUUAACCUUUGAUCAAAAGCCUGAAACACGUCCAUACUCUCUAACCUUUGAUUAUUUCUAGUUUUAUGAUCGUUUGCACGUACCAAGGAACCAGAUACUAGGGAGCUUAAGCAACAGCGUUUUUGAGCGACGGACGUCAACCGGAAGUGAACUUUUUGCAUCAUUGGGCAAAUUGGGCAGUGGUUUGGUUGAAACUUUAUACGAGAAAAGAAACUUGGCAAUACAAAUUUGUUAGCGUCAAGGCACAUAAAAAGGGAGAAGGCCUCACUCCCGGUUGACGUGCGUCGCUCAAAAACGUCUUUGCUUAAGCUCCCUAGUACGAAGUAAUCUAGUAGCUAAUUUCAGUUGGCAAUUUGACAUACAGGAAGCCUGCCUUACAAGCGUCAAAGGGCUGAGGGAAGAAAGGAAAAAGAGAUUGGGGUUGGGGAGUGAAUCCCCUUCCACUUCCACUUUGCACAUAAUACUUGUCGUUCUUUUCCUAUGUUUUGUUACAAAAACGAUAAAAAACGGGUCCAGAAGGUAACUGUAAUUGAAGUGAUCUCUAUCAAUAAUCUUAAAAAUACAAGAAGCGCUGCGUUGUUGUUCAAAGGAAUUGGCGCUAAAAAAUAGUUUUGCUGCUAAGUGCCGCGCUUUUUCAGAGGCGUCACUUACUCAAGGAAACCGCUCUUUCGAGUAACCUACGAAUCAAACCAGUCUCGCAACACGUUGUUGAAGAAAGUAGAAAGAAGUGCUACUUUUUGGUUUUUUGCAAAAAAAAAAUCAGUAUAAUUUUUGCGUUUUAACAGCCAAGGCAAACUUCAUUUGCAACAAGUGACUAAGUCCCGUAUAUGGCGGGACUCCCGCGUAAUUUUUGUCCAAUCAGUAGUCAGUAUUCAUACAACUUGUGACAACGUGAUUUGCUGCAAGACAAGUUCGAACGGGGGCGGUAAAAGGGUAAAACGCGCAACAUCGCGUUCAAGACCUUCUGUAGUAAUAGAGAGUUUUAGAUCCGAGUUUACCGCGAACCUCUAACCGGGGUUUGCCGUUACCCGUUUGCGGUUCAACGUUCAAACAUAAUUCGAUUUAGAUUGGUGGUGGAUUAAAGAAGUGGAUUCUGGUUUAUUUUUCCACUUAGAAAUAGAAGAAAAAUCAAUCAGUGAAAACAAAAGAAAUUUACGUUAACACUGGGUUAUCUAGCAUUAAAGAGCUGUAAAUUCUUACAUUAGUUCUUCUUGCAAUUUUACGGCCGCCAUUUUGAACCAGCAGCCAUGACUGGCACUUGCUUUCAAGAUCCAAUAGGAUUUAUCAAAUUUAGCAUUUCUCCCGUAUUUGUGCCUUUGUUAAUGGAUAAAGACUUGCUCCACAAGAUUUUUGUAUCAUUACGUGGGAUAAAACAAGAUUUAUACUCUAAAAUCUUUCAGGUAAAUGGCAUAUGUGAAAAUCUAUCUCCCCACGUUGAAAACGCACGUCGUAAACCUCAAACGUGACGCGAAAGACUUGUCACGUGACCUCCAGCGGUUAGAGGUUCGCGGUAAACUCGGAUCUAAAACUCUCUAAUAUUCGAAAACAAGUUUCCCGCUUUGGUUGGUCGUUUCACCGUAUCUCAACUCCCUUAUAUCCUUUUAUUCACAGGGGGCUCUGGCAGUAGAGGUUAACCUUGAAGAUUCUCAAACAAUUGAGUUAGUGUCUAAGCUGAUUGAUAAGAAAACUAGUUUUUGCUGUGCAGCUGAGAGAAACUUCCUUAGAACUUUGGUGAGAAAAUAGAAUUGAAUCCUUUAAGUACCAAUAUGCAACUAUGAUAUAAUUAGCCUGCAAGCAAGCGGGGUGGGGAGUAGGAGAUUUGAAAAAGGCUUUGGAAUCCUGAAUACAGCUCAAGGAAUCCGGAAUCCCUCUAAUGACUGGGAUCGGGAAUCCAAGUUCCAGAGACAUAGAAUCCGAAAUCAAGUACUGGAAUCCGGAAUCCAAAGCGUGGAAUCCAGAAUCCAAGACUUAAUGGAUUUCCUUACAUUGGACGAAAAGAAAGAGCACCAAUUCAGCAUCGCUGACUUGCCUGCUUAAGGCCCCUUAAUGCCGAACAUUUGAUCUAAAAUGGUAGAAACUGGUCUCGAUCCGCGUAUGGGCUUGCCCAAAGAAAGCUACUUUUCUAAAAGUAACCUAGGCUUUUGCUGUCGAAAUACUAAGGUCUCAAGACUGUCCGUAAUAAGUUGCUGUUCGAGGAUCUCCAUGGGAUGGUAGCUUUGACGGUUGACGGUUAAUUUUUUCCAGUGUUAACGGUUAUUAAGCGUGAGGGAAAUUUAGUCCAAGAGUUAAAGUAAAUAUUAUCUUCUUUGUAAAGAAAUAUUGACGGUUGUGUUUUGGAGGUUGUCAUGCCCUUUCACUUACAAAAUUUCGAAACAUUUUCAUAUAUAAGCAAGUUGUAAGGUCUUGUAAUGUCUAGAGAGGGCGUUUUGAGAACAUGGGAACUGUUUUUUUAGUUUAGAGAUUCUUCAGGAGCCAGAAGUUCAUAAGAUCAGCUGAAAUAGUGGGAUUUGAAGUACCUUGAAACUUUUUCACGGUUAAUAAUAAUCUACGUUUUAUACUGUUGACGAUAAAAAAAAUACCUUUUUCGACGGAUAAUGGUUAAAUUUUAGGCCAUUAGACGGCUGUCGGUUAACCCUAUUGAAGUCAUUGUUAAUCUCCUUUUUCACUUAUUAUUUGCUCAGGAAGGGGGAUGCAGUGUUCCAAUUGGAGUAACUACAAGUUUGGAUGGUAAUCAGGUACGCUUUGUUUACUGUUGUUUGUUUAUAUGCGUAAAAAGCAAUACAUAAAUAGCAAUACAAAACCAGAGAGUUACGGUGUUACUUUACUUUUCAGAUGCUUUCUAUUUUUCGCAAAAAUUUUAGUUGAAAUGGAACGGUCCUUUCCGGGUCGGUCGGUCCAAUUGAUCUGUUUGUUCAACUGGAAAAUAGCGUUUCAUUCACUGCAUGAAAUUUCCGAAAGUUUGAACCGGACUUUUUAUCAAAUCCGAAGUCCCGGAAGUCGUCACUAGCUUCUUCAGUUCUUGAUUUACUGUUCAUCUUGUCAAGCAGGUAAUUAACGGUCAACUUGCCAUUCCCCACCGGUGAUUGUUUGAUCCAGGAUGUAAAAAAGCGAUCUUAGUUUUCUUUUAUUUAUUUAUUUAUUUAUUUAGUCACUCACAAAAUCUUAUACAACAUGAGCAAAAGGUAUUAAUUAAAUUAUAAAAUUAAUGUGACAAGGAAGCCUAACGAAGCUUGAAUCUUAUAUUAAUAGGCUUCCUUCAACUACCUAGUGAACUAAAUUCAUUGCUGAGUGCAGAGUGUGCAAGAUCAGAAAAUUAAGCGACAGAUCGGCUAUCAGUGAGAUAAUUCGUUAAUUUUUUUAAAAAAACAAAUAUAGAAGGAGAGCUAAUUAGUGAAACGGGCAACGAAUUCCAGAUUUUAGGUCCUCGGUAAAAGAUACUGAAUUGCUUUAUAUUUGUUCUACAAAAGUGAGGUCUAUACUGAGAGGCUAGUCGAGUUUCGUAUUGAUGAACUUGAUUACUACUUAAGAACAAGUCACGAAAGCUCUUACGUCAAGAGUCGCUUUUUAUUAUGCAGACAGGGAGUUGAAGCCUUUAGCUUAAUUUGAAUCUUGCUUUCUAGUUAAGUAUCACCGGUGCUGUGUUCAGCCUUGACGGAAAAGAGUGCUUAAUGGAGAAGGUCUCCGGAACCCUCCCAGAUCCUGCCGUUCAGACGGGUGUCUGCUCUCAUGCCGUGCUCACCAAAUCCAGCAUAUUUGUCCCAGAGGAAGCCCGCGACACCCUUGUGGCAGCGGAAAAGCUGGGAGAGCAGUUGGCGCAAGCUUUAAUCGCUCGCGGAGCUGAGCGAGUGCUGCGAGCAGCUAGAGAAGGGAAAGAUCUUAGCCAGUAG